Messenger RNA from Encephalitozoon cuniculi GB-M1, 777 nucleotides. RefSeq lists its product as uncharacterized. NCBI's taxonomy places the organism in Eukaryota, Fungi, Microsporidia, Unikaryonidae. The record is from RefSeq and is marked provisional. Bases 1 to 777 code for a protein of 258 amino acids. The transcript has a single exon.
AUGGCUGUCACACAGGGAAUAGAUGCGCAUACAAUUAAUCAACAGCAUAGAAUAGUAAUUAGAAACUUUAGCUCAUUUGUAUCCCUCAUCUUUACAUUCUUUGCAUGCUAUACUUUUAGUGAGCAUGACUUCAAAGAGGACCUCUUUUUUAGGUUCAUUGUAUUGCUCCCUUCCUUUUCAUACCUGAUACUACAGUAUCUUAUUUUCUUUCAUACCACAUGGAAAGGGUAUUGCAAGACAGAAAGCACACUACGUAACAUACUCCACUCUACCCUUAUUGUUCUUCUUCUAGCAUUUGUUAUCAUUAAUAUCUUUUCGAGUAUUACAUUUGUUACCGAUAAAUGGAAUUCUGAAGAUCUGUUCUUCUACUCCAUUAUCCUCCCCUCUUUCUUUAUACCGCCUACUUAUCUACUAUCCACUUCCUGCGAUUUCAUCACAACUUCAUUCACAGCCACUGGCAUCAACAUCCUCGUCGACCUAAUGAUACUAUUGUCUUACCUAACAUUUCUGCUGUUGCUGCUUUUCUUAGAAAAAGCUGAGUAUCGUCCUUACUUUAUACUUGCUUCUUUUGUCCUUAUCUUAGUAAAAUCACUGAAAGAAAUAUACCUCCCUUCCAGGGAAAGUUCCUCGCCUGCUGCAUCCUGGAGAGUAAUCAUCUUUGCUCUCGUAUUCACUCUUGCUGUAAUUACCCAUUCAUUGAGCGCAUAUGUUUCCAUAAGCACCCUUGCUCGCUAUUUCCGUCUUUCAGCAACAGGAGAAGUACUUUCAAUAUCAUAA